This is a messenger RNA of Acipenser ruthenus (sterlet), 9201 nucleotides long. Its product is annotated as unconventional myosin-XVIIIa-like. The record is from RefSeq and is a predicted model, not a curated record. NCBI's taxonomy places the organism in Eukaryota, Metazoa, Chordata, Actinopteri, Acipenseriformes, Acipenseridae. Gene Ontology annotation, molecular function: protein binding; cytoskeletal motor activity; ATP binding. The coding region runs from base 66 to 6605 and encodes 2179 amino acids. Gene Ontology annotation, cellular component: myosin complex. The transcript has 46 exons.
AUCAGGUUAAAGAAGAGGACAAACCGGAUAAGAAAGACCAGGAGGGUUCAGACAGCAGCGGUAGCAUGAGUGACAGGGCGCAGUCGGCAAAAAUCCCAUUCCGAGUAAAAAGCCCGGAACCGAUGAACAAGCCGGAACGUGUCCAAAGUCCGAAACCCCAGCCCUUGCAGCGUCAGCUGAAAAGCCCGGAACCACCGCCACCAUCCCGGGGCUCCAUCAAAAGCCCAGAACCACCGCCACCAUCCCGGGGCUCUAUCAAAAGCCCAGAACCACCGCCACCAUCCCGGGGCUCCAUCAAAAGCCCGGAACCAGCGCCACCAUCCCGGGGCUCCAUCAAAAGCCCAGAACCGUCCCGGUUUCCCGUCAGAAACGCAGACUCGCCAAAGACUCCUGAGCGCUUCAAGAGCCCUGAACCGGCCCAGACGAGUCCGCAGCCCGUCCUGAACGGAGACAACAACUCCUUCAGUACGUCUAACGGGGCGCACAACACCCCGGAUACAGCCCCCUCCUCCUUCUCGAGCCAGCAGGAGUCCGCUGAAGACCAGGGCUUGAGCAGAAAGAAGGUGGUCAGGGUGGUGAAGAAGGUGGUGAGAAGGGUCGUGCCCACGGAGGAAGAGUCAGCAGCAGCAGUUAAAGAGCUGCAUAAGAGGACGAGCGCGACGGAGAAGCCCAAACCAGCGGAGCCCGUUUCCAAACCCGAGACGACUCCCCUCUUCUCUUUCAAGCACGACGGCAUCAAGAAGGAGCCUGCGAAGGACGACAUGGCGGCCGGCCUAGCCAGCCUGAUGAGCAGAGCCAAGACGAAGGAGCACCGUGCUCGAUUCCGAGGGCCGGAGAGGAGGCAGGGGGAGCAGGAGGCUUCCCCUGAGCCACAGCAGCAGGAGCAGACAGCUGAGCCCCAGGAGGAGGAGAAGCCUCAGAGGAAGGCUGAACCCACGGCUGAGAAAGAGAAAGAAGAGUUGUCGGUGGCGCCUCCUCCUCCGAAGACAGAGGACAAGCUGUCCCCCUCCUCCCCUCGUCCUUGUCCUUCUAAUCCUCAAUCCCCUUUCCCUGCUGUGCUGGCUGCGUCGAAGCCUGAGGUGAAAGCAGUGCCUCGGGUGACCCUGGCAGCAGCUGUGAAGCCGCUGUCCCCGAGCGCAGUCGCUGAGCGCCCCCUUGCUGAGUCUGAUCAGGCAGUGGCCCAGCUGACCCCGGCGGACGAAGCGCAGAGACGAUUUGAGAGGAUCUUCAUGGCUUCUCUGGAGCCUGUGGCUUGUGCCUCUGCCCGCACUCAGGUAUGGUACUCUUCCCCGGAGCCCCCCUCUCAAGGCGUGUGCGCCCCGGCUGGUGUCUGUGCGCGUGUGUCGUGCUGGAGUGGUAUGGUGGAUGAGGUCCCAGCAACAGCUCUACAGGCUCCCUCUGCAGCUUCUACUACUGCUCAGCACCAGGUGAAGACGGAGGAGGAGAUUGCUGCAGAGCAGGAAUGGUAUGGCACAGACAAGGUGUGGCUGGUCCACAAGGACGGGUUCUCUCUAGCAACUCUGCUGAAGGCAGAAAACCACAGUCUUCCCGAAGGAAAGGUGAAGAUUAAACUGGAACAUGACGGGACAAUACUGGAUGUGGACGAGGACGAUGUGGAGAAGGCUAAUCCCCCAGCCUUCGAUCGCGUGGAGGACCUGGCGUCCCUGCAGUAUCUCAACGAGUCGAGCGUCAUGCACUCCCUGAGGCAGCGCUACGGAGGGAACCUGCUCCACACCUACGCUGGGCCCAGCAUGGUCAUCAUUAACCCCCUGAGUGCCCCCUCAAUGUACUCCGAGAAGGUGAUGCACAUGUUUAAAGGCUGCCGGCGGGAGGAUUCGUCCCCUCAUAUCUACGCUGUGGCCCAGGCUGCUUACCGGAACCUGCUGACCACCCGGCAGGACCAGUCCAUCGUCCUGCUGGGCAAGAGUGGCAGCGGCAAGACCACCAACAGCCAGCACCUGGUGCAGUACCUGGUGUCCAUCGCCGGCAGCACUGGCAAGAUCUUCUCAGCUGAGAAGUGGCAGGCUGUGUACACGAUCCUGGAGGCAUUUGGGAACAGCGCUACAGGGAUGAACAGCAACGGCAGCCGAUUCUCUCAGAUAGUCUCGCUGGACUUUGACCAGGCUGGGCAGGUGGCCUCAGCGUCUCUGCAGACCAUGCUGUUGGAGAAGCUGCGUGUGACGAGGCGUCCUGAUGCCGAGGCCUCCUUCAAUGUGUUCUACUACAUGAUGGCCGGGGCCGACAGCACACUCAGAACGGAGCUCCACUUUAACCACUUUGCAGAGAACAGCGCUUUCGGAAUUGCACCACUGUCAAAGCCUGACGAGAAACAGAAGGCCUCCCAACAGUUCACGAAGCUGCAAGCUGCGAUGAAAGUGCUGGGGAUUGCAUCAGAAGAGCAGAGGGCCAUUUGGCUGGUCCUCGGAGCCAUCUACCACUUAGGAGCAGCUGGCGCUACCAAAGUUUCUGUCGUAGACGGAUUCGCUGGAAGGAGGCAGUUUGCCCGUCACGAAUGGGCCCAGAAGGCGGCCUAUCUGCUGGGCUCUACUCUCGAGGCGCUGUCCUCGGCCAUCUUCAAACACCAGCCCAAAGGAUCUCUCCAGAGAUCCAACUCCUUCCGCCAGGGGCUCGACGACAUGGGACAGGGAGACGGCUCAGGACCCAAGGUUACGGCUCUGGAGUGUUUGGAAGCCAUGGCGUCUGGACUCUAUUCAGAACUCUUCACUCUGCUGAUCUCUCUUAUUAACAGAGCCCUGAAGUCCAGCCAGCACUCUCUGUGCUCCAUCAUGGUGGUGGACACGCCCGGAUUCCAGAACCCUCGCACCGCCCGGCAGGACCGCGGCGCCACCUUCGAGGAGCUGUGCCACAACUACACCCAGGAGCGCCUGCAGACGCUGUUCCACGAGCGCACGUUCGUACAGGAGCUCGAGCGAUACAAGGAGGAAAACAUAGAGCUAGCACUAGAUGACCUGGAAUCCAGCACAUCUCUGUCUGUAGCUGCAGUAGACCAAGCCUCGCACCAAGCUCUGGUGCGGAGCCUGGCCCGGAAUGACGAAGCCCGGGGGCUGCUGUGGCUGAUGGAGGAGGAAGCGCUGCAGCCAGGGGGCAGUGAGGAGACCCUCCUGGACAGACUCUUCACGUACUACGGACCUCACGAGGGGGGCGACAAGAAAGGUCAGAACCCGUUGAUGAAGAGUGACAAGCCGCAUCACUUCCUGUUGGGGCACAGCCACGCCACGGACUGGGUGGAGUACGAUGCCCGGGGCUGGCUGUCCCACGCCAAGCAGAACCCCGCCUCCCAGAACGCAGCCACUCUGCUGCAGGACUCGCAGAAGAAGAACAUCAGCUGCCUGUUCAUGGGGCGCGCCGGCUCCGCGACCGUCCUGUCGGGCUCCAUCGCGGGGCUGGAGGGCAGCUCUCAGCUUGUCCUGAGAAGAGCCACCAGCAUGAGGAAGACCUUCACCACCGGAGUGGCGGCUGUCAAGAAGAAGAGCCUCUGCAUCCAGAUCAAACUGCAAGUGGAUGCCCUGAUCGACACGGUGAAGAAGUCCAAGCUCCACUUUGUGCACUGCUUGCUCCCGAAGGCGGACGCCCUCAGUUCAGAUGUGCGGCUCUCCUCCGGCGGCCCGUCGCCCAAGGCUGGCGAGGGCGAGCCCCACGGGGAGAACUGCGACUCCGGACUGAUGCAGCUGGACGUUAGCCUCCUCCGGGCUCAGCUCCGUGGCUCCAAGCUGCUCGACGCACUCCGGAUAUACCGCCAAGGUUACCCAGAUCACAUGGUGUUUUCUGAGUUCCGCCGCAGGUUCGACGUCUUGGCUCCACACCUUACAAAGAAACACGGGCGCAAUUACAUCGUCACUGAUGAAAAACGGGCUGCUGAAGAGCUUCUGGAGUCCCUGGAUUUAGAGAACAGCAGUUAUCACAUGGGGCUGAGCAGGGUGUUUUUCCGUGCAGGGACUCUCGCUAAACUGGAAGAGCAAAGAGACGAGCAGACGAGGAGGAACAUCUCCCUCUUCCAGGGGGUGUGCCGGGGCUAUAUGGCCAGGCAGUCGUUCAAGAAGAGAAAGAUCCAGGAUCUCGCUAUCCGCUGCAUCCAGAAGAACAUCAAGAAGAACAAAGGCGUUAAAGGCUGGCCCUGGUGGAAGCUGUUCACCACAGUAAGGCCCCUGAUCGAGGUGCAACUCAGCGAGGAGCAGAUCAGAGGCAAAGACGAGGAAAUUCAGCAGCUUCGCAGCAAACUUGAAAAAGUGGAAAAAGAGAGGAAUGAACUGCGACUGAACACAGACCGUUUGGAGUGCAGGAUCACAGAGAUUUCCUCGGAGCUCGCGGAUGAGAGGAACACAGGAGAAUCGGCUUCCCAGCUUUUAGAGUCAGAAACUUCGGAGAGACUGCGCUUGGAGAAAGAAAUGAAAGAUCUGCAGGCUAAAUUCGACACGGUGAAGAAGCAGAUGGACUCCAUGGAAAUGGAAGUGAUGGAGGCGAGGCUGAUGAGAGCGGCCGAGCUCAACGGAGAGCUGGACGAUGACGACGACGACUCGGGUGGAGAGUGGCGCUUGAAGUACGAUCGGGCGAUUCGAGAGAUCGAUUUCACCAAGAAGAGGCUCCAGCAGGAGUUUGAUGACAAGCUGGAGGUGGAGCAGCAGAACAAGAGACAGCUGGAGAGACGGCUGACAGAUCUGCAGGCAGACAGCGAGGAGAGCCAGCGCACCGUCCAGCAGCUCAAGAAGAAAUGCCAGCGGCUGACCUCCGAGCUGCAGGACACCAAGCUGCACCUGGAGGGCCAGCAGGGACGCAACCACGAGCUGGAGAAGAAGCAGAGAAAGUUCGACUCUGAGUUGUCUCAGGCCCAGGACGAGGCUCAGAGAGAGAAGUUCCAGAAGGAGAUUCUGAGCCGGGAGAAGGACGUUCUCACCGGGGAGGUGUUUAGCCUCCGACAGCAGCUCGAGGACAAGGACUCGGAGAUCAGCGCUCUGAACCACAAGGUGGAGCUGCUGGAGGUGGAGCUGCAGGAUCUGUCCUCCCAGGAGUCGAAGGAUGAGGCCUCCCUCUCCAAGGUCAAGAAGCAGCUGCGCGACCUCGAGGCAAAGGCCAAGGAUCAGGAGGAGGAGCUGGACGAACAAGCAGGGACCAUACAGAUGCUGGAGCAGGCGAAGCUGCGUUUGGAGAUGGAGUUGGAGCGGCUGCGACAGAGCCAGUCCAAGGAGAUGGAGAGCAAGGAUGAGGAAGUGGAGGAGGUCAGGCAGUCCUGCCAGAAGAAGCUAAAGCAAAUGGAAGCGCAGUUGGAGGAAGAGUAUGAUGAUAAGCAGAAAGUCCUCCGUGAGAAGAGAGACCUGGAGAGCAAGCUGUCCGCGGCCAGUGAGCAGGUCACCCAGCACGACUUAGAGACCGAGAAGCGGCUGAGGAAGGACCUGAAGCGCACCAAAGCUCUGCUGGUGGACGCACAGAUUAUGCUGGAUCAUCUGAAGAACAAUGCACCGAGCAAGAGGGAGAUUGCACAGCUCAAGAACCAGCUGGAGGAAUCCGAGUUCACCUGCGCGGCGGCGGUGAAGUCUCGUAAAUCCAUGGAGGUGGAGAUUGAAGAUAUGCACAUUCAGAUGGACGACAUCUCCAAGACCAAGUCAGCCUUGGAGGAACAGGUGAGCCGUCUGCAGCGUGAGAAGAACGAGCUGCAGUCCCGUCUCGAGGAGGACCAGGAGGACAUGAACGAGCUCAUGAAGAAGCACAAGACUGUUGUUGCACAGUCAUCGAGAGACCUGGCUCAAAUCAACGACCUGCAGGGUCAGCUGGAAGAAGCAAGCAAGGAAAAGCAAGAAAUCCAGGAAAAGCUCCAGUCCCUGCAGAGCCAGCUGGAGUUUGUGGAGCAGUCCAUGGUGGAUAAAUCUCUGGUCAGCAGACAAGAGGCCAAGAUCCGGGAGCUGGAGACCAAACUGGAGUUUGAGAGGACCCAGGUCAAGCGCCUCGAAAGCCUGGCAAAUCGGCUGAAGGAGAACAUGGAGAAGCUGACGGAGGAGCGGGACCAGCGUGGGGCGUCAGAGAACCGGGAGCGCGAGCAGAACAAGAGGCUGCAGAGACAGAUCCGAGACAUCAAAGAGGAGAUGGGAGAGCUGGCCAAGAAGGAGAUGGAGGCCAGCCGCAAGAAGCAUGAACUGGAAAUGGACAUCGAGAGCUUGGAAGCAGCCAAUCAGAGCCUGCAGGUGGAUCUGAAACUGGCCUUUAAGCGAAUCGGGGACUUGCAGGCCGCCAUUGAGGAUGAAAUGGAGAGCGACGACAACGAGGAUGUCAUUAACAGUUUGCAAGACAUGGUGACAAAGUACCAGAAAAGAAAGACUAAAACCGAGGGGGAUUCAGAAACCGACUCUGAGGUGGAGGAGCGCGUUGAUGGGGUCAAAUCCUGGCUGUCGAAGAACAAAGGCUCAUCAAAAACUCUCUCGGAUGAUGGCAGCUUAAAGAGUUCCAGCCCCCCGUCCUAUCGCAGACACACCUUACACAAAUCAGAUGAGGAGGACGAGCAGAACCCCAGCAGCAACUACCGCUCCCGAUACUCGCAAAGGAGCUUCCUGAACGAGAGCGACGGCGACUCCAAGCCUUCCGAAACCACUGCGUAAGAGCAGCGAGUGGCCCAAAGCAAGCCCACCGGCUCCUGCAGAGAACCGGCAUGACGCUGCACUGCGCGCUGCUCUCAAAAGCACCCCGUUCAUUAAAACAAAAACAAAAGACAGAAAAAUAAAUUAAACCAAAUGUUGUUGUUUUUUGCUUUGUCAGUUGUAAUGAUUACUCUGCACCGGAGAAGAUACUGUAUUGUUACUGGGAACUGCAGCUAGCUGCACAUGAGGUACUGGACGUUGAAUUAUUUAACAAGGACGAGGCCGCCAUCGGAGAAUCUUGGUACUGGCGAGGUUCUGAACCUGAGCACAGGUGUUUUGGUGCACCUGGUUCACCGGAUUUAUGUCCUCACUCCCGGUUUUUGCCAGGUCACACUCUGGAGAUGCAUGCUCUGAAUGGUAGUCGUAGUUUUUGCCCUUUCUUUCGUUUGCUGAAGGGUCGCAGCCUUUAUAACACAAUGAGUGCUGAGGCUUGUCCCAUCGAUCAGGCAGUCUGCGUUGCUAAGCUUGUGCUACACUGAGCCAAAGAGCUGUUUGCAGUUUUCAUUGACUGGGAACUUUGUUAAAUUUGCUCUCUAAAAAAGAAUAACAAUUGCAACACUUUGGCUCAGUGUUACUCAGUUUUUUCCCCCCUCAUCAGUUUGAGUUUCACAUCGUUUCUGCUUUCUAGAAGGGUGAUUAUUUGGUACAGGCUGCAGGUGCCUGUAGUGUUUAUUUCUCACAUUUAUAAACCUUCCUUUGGAUGGAUACACACUGCAUUGCAGCAGAUUGUCAGCUGUAUCGGUGGUAACCUUUUCUUUUGAGUUAUAACAAAUGCUGAUUGUAUACAACUGACGAGAUGAUAUCUGCGCCUUGCCUAAUUUAUAUUGCAAAAGAGAGUGCACAGGUUUAGACUGAAUUUAUUGAACAUGCUUUUUACAGAUCUGUGUGCCCUGCUCUAGCUUAAAAGGUAUGAUCUUGCUUACUACUUUUCUAUACAUUCAAUAUUAUCCUAAAUAGUCGUGCAAAGACAGCGUUUGAUGAUUAUGCUUUUAAAGGGCAGCCUGUAAAACGAAAUACCAAGGGGAAGAGAUGAAUACUUAAUAAUGAAUGUUAAAUAUUUGACGUUUACAUAACUAAUAUAUAUCUGUACAAUUCAUUCUAGCUACCAAAAUAGUUUAGUUUAUUGACUUUUUUUAUUGUACUGUAUAUAGGAGCUGGUGAUCAUUUCAGACGUUUUUCUGUGCAAAAGAUGAACGCUAGAGCUGCAUUGAAAAUUUAAAAAAUUGAAGAAUUAUUUUUCUUUCUUUUAAAUAAUCUUUGUGUGCUUUUGCAUUUUCGUACCUAAUCCCCUCCAUUAAGUAAGUAAAGAGCUUUAUUUUUGGUUUGGAAUGUUACACAGUGGGUUUGUGGUGCCGAUAUAUUCCGUGUUCUAGAACUAGAAUUCCAACCUGUGCUUUUAAUAGCUUAAAGACUGAUACAGCCCUUGGGUGCAACUAUGGCAACUGAAACGGUACAGACAUCAACACUGCUACCUGAAACACAUUGCCCUCCUCAGAUUUAUUAAAUCCCAUCCGGUUUAUUCAGCCAACAUUGAAUCGCAAGUCUUCAUAUAGCCCCCCCCCCCCAGUCUAUAUGAUCCACCCUCCCUCUAAAUCACACUCGGCUCAAUUGCAUUGGGAUUAUGAUCUAAACCGACACAGAACUUACCUGCCCCAUGCCAAUCAGUCUCUAUCAUUUAAUGGUAUUGCUAUGGAUCAAAAUGUCAUUCCCAUUCUAGCAUUUAAAAACGAUAAGUGUUUCCAUCCAGUAUGCCUGUACAGAUUUAUAAAACUCACUCUAAGUAUGUGCUUAAAACAGGGAUUGAUUUGCAGUUUGAGUAAAACUAUUGCCUAACUUUUAGUGCCCUUGUAGAUUCAAGUGCUUUUUUUUUGUCAGUUUCUUGAGUCAGUGUUUCCUUUCCCUGGAGAGUGCUAACGGCCCAGGUUUUGUGUUUUAACCAGGUCCUGAAUAUUUAUUACAAUUUACUUGUGCAUAAAAGACAACCCGGACAGCCGCUGGGACUUUAGACGUCCAUACAUAAAGAAUACGAAUGGAUAACGUCCUGGACAGCUGGCGGUCCCCAGGGUCCAGGCUGACCGAUGACUGCAGGCUGUGAGCUGUUUCUCUUGUGUUCUCUCUUGACGUGCAUGGUGAUUUGGUCACGGUGUUUCUGCAAGUCCACUCUUCUCUCUCCGCGAUCUCCAUGCUGAUGCCGUUCCUGCUAGCCCUACUCUGCACAACGAAGCGCAGCCACAGAACACCGAACACACUCCUCAGCUGCGUUUCCUCUGCCCAAGCCCUGCCUGUUCUGGGCAUGGGAAUGACGUUAGCAGCUGUCUUUAAUAUCUAGCAUGCGCAGUGAUAGGGUGCUGUUAUCCAGCUGUACUGCUUACUCAGCCUGCAUUGAGAGUCUUGCAUUCACAGUUCAAAGACCUGACUGGACGCCUGUUAAUCAGCAGUGGUACACAGAAGGGGAUUCAGAGCUGUGGAGAUGCAGCUUUGGUUACUACAGUGUCUACCAUAUAAUGGAGCGAUUGCCAAGAUGAAAUAAAAUAUACUUUAAGCAAACAAAAAAAAA